AUGAGAGUAUGCAUAGGAAAUUGGAAGAUGAAUGGUGAUAAAGAGACUGUUCAUAGGAUGUCACAGGUAUUGAAUAAUAUACAGGGCAGUAUAAGUACUGUUAAGGUGGUAGUCUGUGUACCAUACACUUUAUUAUACGAAGCAAGAAGGGAGUUUAAUUCUGUAUUUGAAAUUGGUGCGCAGUGCAUAUGCCCAUAUGCCGAGAAAGGCUCGUAUACAGGAGGAAUUGGGCCAUACCAAAUAAAAGAUGCUGGUGUAAAUACAAUAUUAAUAGGGCACUCAGAGCGGGAGAAGUACUUUCAUGAGACAGAAGAAGAAAUAAGAGACCAAUUAAAAAUUGCAAUUAAAAAUAGGCUGAAUAUUAUUCUCUGUGUGGGAGAGUACGAAAAGGAUGGAAGUACAGAGGAAACCAGUCAGAUAAUCAGGAAUAGGUUAGAUAUAAUUAAAACCCUAGAAAUAAAUAGUAGUGUAAUCAUAGCGUAUGAACCAGUGUGGGCCAUUGGUACUGGAGAUGUUCCCAGUGCAGAGAGAAUACAAAGUACAGUAAAUAUAAUACAUAAUGAAGUGGGGGGUAAAAUAGAAGGAAUACUGUAUGGUGGAUCAGUUACAAAAGAUUCUGUACAGAAUUUAUUGUGUAUAAAGAAUUUAUCUGGGUUUCUUAUAGGAAAUGCAUCUCUAACAGAAGAAUUUGCAAGUAUUUGUGAAAUACUCAGUAAAAAUGAACAAAACGGGCAAAUAAAAGAAGAAUGAGGUUAAGAGAGAAAACAACUAGAAAUAUGAUCAAUCUAAUUAGAGCGGAU
This is a messenger RNA of Nematocida parisii ERTm1, 800 nucleotides long. RefSeq names its product triosephosphate isomerase. The coding region runs from base 1 to 750 and encodes 249 amino acids. Gene Ontology annotation, biological process: glyceraldehyde-3-phosphate biosynthetic process; gluconeogenesis; glycolytic process. Gene Ontology annotation, cellular component: cytosol. The record is from RefSeq and is a predicted model, not a curated record. Lineage: Eukaryota; Fungi; Microsporidia. Gene Ontology annotation, molecular function: triose-phosphate isomerase activity. The transcript has a single exon.